Molecule: messenger RNA, 1608 nt
Organism: Contarinia nasturtii (swede midge)
Lineage: Eukaryota; Metazoa; Arthropoda; Insecta; Diptera; Cecidomyiidae
Exons: 1
Coding region: 1-1608 (535 amino acids)
Source: RefSeq, a predicted model, not a curated record
AUGGAACCAAAUAUGACCAAGAAAAAGGGCGGACACGGGGAAGGUUCGAAAGAACGUCCAUUAGGGUCUGCCCUGUCUAAGUCUGGAGCCAGUGCUUCCCAGGCACAGGUUUUAAUGACUUCCUCUUCUUCUUCUGGAGUGGGUGGGGGUUCCUACUCAUCACUUACAGACCCUAAGGCCACCAGCAACCUGAUCACACCGGGGGGCUCGGAGGCCACUGGGUCUGAGGUGAUGGGAGAAAUUCUCAUAAACCAGCCACCAGCAUCUUCAUCGGCAACCAGCGGUCAGAACCUUCCUGGUAGCUUGGGUAAAACCCUUGGAGAUGGUGGUAAAAAGAAGAAGAAGAAGAAGAAGGGUGUCAAAACACCCGCUGAAAGCCAUUCAGCAACAAUAAUACGACGAGAACGUCGUGUACGUAAUAAAGCCCGAGAAAACAUGGAGAAAUCCACUGUGACUACCGGGCUUUGUUCGAAUUCGAUGCCAGAGCUAAGUGGGACUCCACAAUCGUCGUCCACUCCUACCAGAGCUGGACCAUCUGUUGGUACCUCACGGGCUCUGGGUAGGGUGCAACAACAGUCCCUGCCAGACCCAUCGUCGGCAUCGAAAAAGCGUCCUCGCCCACAGGAAGGAACUCCACCAGAGCUGAACGCUCACAAACGGUUGGACGUAAAGGAGACCCCAGAAAAUGUGGCAUCGGGGAAACCCACCUAUGCCCAGGCCCUGGUAGGAUCUUCUCUGGAGAUGGCGGUUGUACAUUCCGUCGGCCAGGACAGUUUGUCCGAAAUAUCGCAUGACUUGUUCACGCAGAUAUUGAAGACAUUAAACGUCAUCAUGGUCGAGGAUGUACGAGCCGGCUCCCAGGCACCAACGUUUGAGAGUACCACCCGCACUCGUGGAGUUGUCAAGAUUGUGUGUGAUGACAAGCGCUCCAGUGAAUGGUUAAUGGGCGUGGCUGGAAGACUGGCUACCAAGCUGGAACUUCCUCUUAUUGUCUGUGAAUUCAGUAAGAUACCACGCCCUCCGCUGUUCACUGGUUUCUUUAAGCAGCUUGAGCAUUGGGAAGAUGCGGAGAUCUUGCUGAAAUCAGCAAAUCCCCUACUCGCACCAAUCUCAUUCAAACUCUUAAAUUCGAAAAAGGAGGCAAAUGGCACUCAGUUCACUGUUAGUGUCAGGCCUCGGGACCGGGCCAUUCUCCUCGAGAAAGGCCCAGAGUUCAAGGUGGGAAUGGGUAAAACUCGCCUAUAUGAAAUCACUCGUUCCAAAAAAUCAGACCCUGCUGAAAAGAAAGGGACUGACCACAUGGACGAGGUAGUUAUUUCAUCGGAAUCUGAUUCUGAAUCUGGUUCUGAAAUAAAUACAGAAGCGACGGAUGACCUGGAAGCAAAAUGUGACGAUUCAUAUCGGAACGUUGAUGUGACUGUGGUUGAACGACAAUAUUCUGACACUUAUAUGGAUGAGUUAUCUGAAGAGGGCGGACAGGAACAAGUAGAGAUGUCUACAGAGACUGCUGCCCUAUCGGACACCGCAUCCAACACUUCACAUGGCCCAGAAGCCAUGGAUACUGGGGGAGUUGCGGACGAGCAACGGGAAUCCAGAGGCAUCGACUGA